Gigantopelta aegis is the source of this 729-nucleotide messenger RNA. Its product is annotated as extensin-like. Bases 1 to 729 code for a protein of 242 amino acids. The record is from RefSeq and is a predicted model, not a curated record. Lineage: Eukaryota; Metazoa; Mollusca; Gastropoda; Neomphalida; Peltospiridae. The transcript has 2 exons.
AUGUUGGCUGUAACUCGGAAAGUGUUCUCGGGUCCCGCCCACUCCUUGGAGCCACGCCUACUCCUUGUGUCCCUCCCACUCCUUGGAUCCACACCUACUCCUUGUGUCCCGCCCACUCCUUGGAUCCACGCCUACUCCUUGUGUCCCGCCCACUCCUUUGAUCCACGCCUACUCCUUGUGUCCCGCCCACUCCCCAGGUCCCCGGUCACUCCUUGGGUCCCCGGCUACUCCCUGAGUCCCCACCCACUCCUCUGGUUACCCACUCAAUCCUCUGGUUACCCACCCACUCCUUGGGUCCCCACCUACUCCUUGCGUCCCCACCUACUCCUUGUGUCCCGCCAACUCCUUGGAUCUACGCCUACUCCCCCACCAUGGAACCGUGGACUGGCGAUGCCAGAACAUGGAUCCAUGGCGGGCGUGCCUGAACCGUUCUGGAUAGGGGCACGAGAAAAUAGUUCCGAUUCCGAUUCCACGCCUACUCCUCGGGUCCCCGGCUACUCCCUGGGUCCCCACCCACUCCUCUGGUUACCCACCCACUCCUUGGGUCCCUGCCCACUCCUCUGGUUACCCACCCACUCCAUGGGUCCCUGCCCACUCCUCUGGUUACCCACCCACUCCUUGGGUCCCCGCCUACUCCUUGGGUCCCCACCUACUCCUUGGGUCCCCACCCACUCUUUAUGGCAUGCCUACUCCUUGGGUCCCCGCGUUCUUUCCAGUUUAAUGCUCUGA